This is a messenger RNA of Cryptococcus wingfieldii CBS 7118, 1128 nucleotides long. RefSeq names its product CDK-activating kinase assembly factor MAT1. Lineage: Eukaryota; Fungi; Basidiomycota; Tremellomycetes; Tremellales; Cryptococcaceae. Gene Ontology annotation, molecular function: cyclin-dependent protein serine/threonine kinase activator activity. Bases 1 to 1128 code for a protein of 375 amino acids. Gene Ontology annotation, biological process: positive regulation of cyclin-dependent protein serine/threonine kinase activity; regulation of transcription by RNA polymerase II; nucleotide-excision repair. The transcript is spliced from 5 exons. The record is from RefSeq and is a predicted model, not a curated record. Gene Ontology annotation, cellular component: transcription factor TFIIH holo complex.
AUGUCUCGGCCGGUAUCCAAGAAGCCUUUACUCAAACCAUCAUCUUCCAACCGUCUCGGUCAAUCGUCCUCGAAACUCGCCGGACCGAGAAAGAUCGCUGGCGGUUCGGCGGGAAGCAAAGGCGUUGAUGAGGGCUACUUGUAUAUCGCAGGCGUCAAAGACCCGAGUAAGAGAGUGACAGAAUAUAGGACAGAGCAAGAUAUAUGCCCGAUUUGUCAUACCGAUAGGCAGUUCAACAAGAACUUGCGGCUACUCGUAUCACCUUGCUACCACAAGAUGUGCGAAUCGUGUGUCGACAGGUUGUUCGCUUUGGGCCCGGAGAAAUGUCCGGUGUGCAAUAGGAUGCUGCGAAAGAUCAACUUUGCACAUCAGACAUUCGAAGAUCUGAAGGUAGAGAAGGAGGUCUCUGUAAGACGCAGAAUGUCAGACAUCUUCAACAAACGGAGAGGUGACUUUGAUAGUGACAAGGAGUACGACGACUACCUAGAGAAGGUUGAGGAUUACACUUUCAACCUAUUGAACGACGUAGAUGUCGCUCAGACCGAAAAGUAUAUUGAAGAUUGGCAGCGCGAUAACCGCAAAGAUAUCGACGAAAACAAACUCAAAACAUCAGAGGAGUUCAUGACCCAGUCCAAGCGAGAAGAGACAGAUCGGAGAGUCCGUGAAGAACGUAUGCGAAAGAUGGAGGAGGCGGAAAGAAUUGAAAAGAUUGAAGUGGAGAGAAUACGAGGGGAAAUUACCGACGCAUUGUCGCGGGGGGAAAAGAGGCGGGCGAGGGAUAUAGAGCUCAAGGCCAGGGACGCAAAGAGGCUUCGCGAAGAAGCUCUCUUUGAAUACGUCCCGCCUUCUCUCCUGGCCAGCAUGAUUCGAACCGACACUCAACACUCACCCCUCUCUCCCUCAUACAACGGCCCCUACGUUCCCAUACCCUACUCUGACCCUGAUCAUGCUUCAUGGGUCAACUGGUAUGACCCCCAGCCAGAGUAUGUGGAUAGGAGGUCUAGGGUGAUGUUCAUGAAGGAGGAUAAAGAGGGCAAAGUGCGAGGUGGGGGUUAUGAUCUGAAUCUAUUCUGGGAGAUGGAGGUUCGUAGUGCCGUGGAGGCUGUGGGCGUCGAGCCACUCGUAUGA